Molecule: messenger RNA, 2580 nt
Organism: Nerophis lumbriciformis (worm pipefish)
Lineage: Eukaryota; Metazoa; Chordata; Actinopteri; Syngnathiformes; Syngnathidae
Source: RefSeq, a predicted model, not a curated record
AUGUGGUCCUUUUUUGCCAGGGAUCCCGUUAAAGACUUCGCUUAUGAAAUUAUUCCCGACAGCCAAGAGAAGUCUGGAAUAUGGUCGUUACACAAAGGGAAACGAAAGUCCAAUGGAGAUCCGGUGUCGGUGUUCGUGCACGAGGUGGUUCAAGGAUUGGAGCAGCAGACUCAGCUGGCAAAGGCGGCCUUCAAGCGUAUGAAAACCCUUCGCCACCCCAACAUCUUGGCAUAUGUUGAUGGCUUGGAGACGGAGAAGAGCCUUUACCUGGUAACUGAACCAGUGACUCCCCUGGCCGUUCACUUGAAGGGAAAUCCUGGUGAACUUGAGGUCUCCUGGGGUCUGCACCAGAUAGUGAAAGCUCUAAGUUUCCUGGUGAAUGAUUGUCACUUGCUCCAUAACAACCUGGGCCUCUGGGCCAUCUUUGUUGAUCGAGCAGGAGAGUGGAAGCUGGGGGCCCUAGACCAUGUUGCCCCAGAACAGGGUGACCCAAGCGGGGCCCAGCUUCCUGAUCCGAAGGCCGUUUACCCAGAUAUGGAAAAGUACGACCCACCAGAGAUGCCCAAUAGCAGUGGGGAGAAAUGGGGUGCGGAGGUGUGGCGGUUAGGCUGUCUCAUCUGGGAAGUGUUUAAUGGGCCACUCGGCAGAACAGCUUCACUUCGUUCACUAGGAAAGAUCCCCAAGGCCCUGGUUCCUCACUACUGCGAGCUGGUGGCUGCUAACCCGCGAGCUCGCCCCAAUCCAGCCCGUUUCCUCCAGAACUGCCGAAGUCCCGGAGGGUUCCUCAGUAACAGCUUUGUCGAGAGCAACCUGUUCCUAGAGGAAAUCCAGAUCAAGGAGCCGGCCGAGAAGCAGCAAUUCUUCCAGGAUCUGAGUGACAACCUGGACUCUUUCCCGGAAGACUUCUGUAAACACAAGGUCCUGCCUCAACUGCUAACUGCAUUUGAGUUUGGGAAUGCUGGGGCUGUGGUCCUCACGCCUCUUUUCAAGGUGGGGAAGUUUCUAUCUGCAGAAGAAUACCAGCAGAAGAUCAUCCCAGUCAUCGUGAAGAUGUUUUCAUCCACAGACCGGGCCAUGAGGAUACGACUGCUCCAGCAGAUGGAGCAGUUCAUUCAGUAUCUUAACGAAGCAGCAGUGAAUUCACAGAUUUUCCCUCAUGUGGUUCACGGCUUUACUGAUACCAACCCAGCCAUCAGAGAGCAGACAGUUAAGUCUAUGUUGCUGCUGGCUCCCAAACUGAACGAGGCCAACUUAAACCAGGAGCUCAUGCGCCACUUUGCUAGACUGCAGGCCAGGGAUGAGCAGGGGCCAAUCCGAUGCAACACCACUGUCUGCCUGGGAAAGAUCGCUUCCUACCUCAAUGCUGGGACCAGGCAGAGAGUUCUGAUAUCUGCCUUCUCACGAGCCACAAAGGACCCCUUCGCAGCGUCGCGUUCUGCUGGCGUACUCGGCUUCGCCGCAACACACAACUACUACAACCUCACAGAGAUUGCUGCACGUAUUUUGCCUACGCUCUGUGCUAUCACUGUCGAUCCCGACAAGAGCGUCAGGGAGCAGACAUUCAAAGCCAUCAAAAGUUUUAUCUCCAAACUGGAAGCAGUUUCAGAAGAUCCCACCAAGCUUGCAGAGAUAGAAAAGGAUGUUGGGUCAUGUGCUCAACCACCCAGCACCUCUUCCGGCUGGACCGGCUGGGCUGUGACCGGUAUGUCCUCGCUGACGUCCAAAUUGAUUCGCAACACGCCAGGGACCGUGGCGGGUGGAGCAGCUGAGAGUGGCGGGAUUUCAAACGCGUCCAGCGUGGCUCCAGGCAGCACUGAUGAAGCUCCCGGUAAGGCGCGGAUGACACCUGGUUCUGUAGAAAAAGGUCCACACAACUCCCUGACAUAUAGUUCUACUGCUCCAAGCCCUGCGAAUCACUCGCAGACUCCUGAAGGGACAGAAAAUGAUGAGGAGCCAGGAGAUCGCUGGGAUGACGAAGAGGAUUGGGGGAGUUUAGAGGAUUCAGAGAGAGGGCGGUCUGAAAAGGAUGACUGGAAUACUGACUGGUCAGGCACAACAUCAUCCAAAAAGAACACCGGUGAACAAGGAGUGGGAAGGUCGUUAUCCACCAUGGCGGUAAAAAAGCAGAGCUCAGACUGGAGUAGCUCAGGCUGGGACGCUGACGACAGCUGGUCGAAUGAAAAAGAGGGCCAGGGCCAGAGUUCCGCCGGCGAGGAGGGCUGGGGCAACGAAUGGGCCGAGGACGAGACAGACGUGGUCAGCGGACAACUGCCCGAGGGGGUCCGCUUGGCUAGCGAGUACAACUGGGACAGCAAAGGUGCCAGUCAGAGCGACCUCUUCGCUUGUGUCGCACAGAGAAACACGGUGGCUCUCACGCCUGCAGGUGGCUGGGGUACAGAGGCAACAGGAGAUUGGGGUACUGAAGACAGUUGGGAGGCAUUGGACGGAAAUCAAGGUCUGAGCAAGGCCGAGCUGUCCAAAAAAAAACGAGAGGAGAGAAGGAAAGAGCUGGAGGCCAAACGGGCAGAACGCAAGGCAGCCAAAGGUCCACUCAAACUGGGUGCACGCAAACUUGACUGA